AUGUGCGCAAAGCUGGCCGCCAGGCAGCGGCUGCAGGAAGGAGGCGGCCGAAGGAUGAACUGCGCCCACGCGGGGCUGCACGCGGAGCCGCAGAUGAGAAGCUGGAGGAGCAGGGCGGAAGUUACACCGCAGAGAACCCUGAACAUCAGCCCGAGCGUCUCGGCUUUUCUUGGGAGGCUGCCAAGGGCCACGGAGGAGGUCUGUGCAAUACGUUCUGGAGUUCAGCUGUGUGGUUCUGACCUGGGCCCGCUGGUUCAUCCCUGUGGUCCAGCCGCCGGGUGGGCUGGGGCACUCAUUCACAGUAGCUGGCUGGCUGACCAAUGGGUGCAGGACCCUCUGCUGCAACUGCUCCGCCUGGCUCCAAGGGAGGCUAGCAUCCGCCGGCAGCUUAACCCAGGCUUCAGCACCUGA
This is a messenger RNA of Rangifer tarandus platyrhynchus (Svalbard reindeer), 411 nucleotides long. The record is from the annotation of a GenBank genome assembly. NCBI's taxonomy places the organism in Eukaryota, Metazoa, Chordata, Mammalia, Artiodactyla, Cervidae.